GAAGGCGCCAAAGGGGGCGGUCACGGGGCACUCUGGGUUGUGGCGGUUCUCCGGUGAUUGCUCGCUGGGGGCUGAGGCGUCUACAGGCAUUCAGACGAUGCCGUGACACGGCCCCGCGACUGGGUCGACCGCGUGAGCGCACCCCUGCGGAGGGAGCCCCUGGGCCCCGGAGGCGGCGCGGCGUCGAGGCAGGCUGCUGUCGGCGGCUGCUCCCCCGGAGCUCCUCGGCGAGUGGGGGAGGGGCGGUGGACGACGCGCGGUGGGGGCCGCCCUCCCUCUGCGCCUGCGCGGGCCUCGCGGUCAGCUGGGUGCGCCCGCCCGCGCAUGCCCGCAGCGCGCGGAGCCGCGGUGGCCGGCUGCACUGCGCGUGCGCGCCGCGGACCCCGCUGAGGAGCGGCGCUGGCGGACGUCGGGCGGGCGGCCCGUGACGUCGUGAGGAGCGCUUUAAAGUGCGGGCCGGGCCGGGCGUCCGAGGGUCCGGCUGGGAGUCGGUCCUUCUCCCCGCGGCGACCCCCCGCGGCAUGAGGCGCUGCCGGCGCCCCUGCCCCCCGGGACGCGGAGAAGCAGCCGGCGGCGGCGGAGGAAGCUCGGCGGCCGCCACCGCUGCCUGACCCGCCGCCCCGAGGCCCGAUCUCGCGCCCGGCCCCCCUCGCCGCGCCCCGCCGGCCCCUCCGGCCGCGCAUGGGGGCCCGGCGCUGAGGACCCGCUCGCCUCCGGGGGCGCCGGGGCGCGUCCCCACAGGGCCAUGCCCGGCCGCCCCGCCCGCCGCGGAGGACCUUAGAGCAGAGGCGCGGGGGCCAUGGCGGCCGCCAGCGGCUACACGGACCUGCGGGAGAAGCUCAAGUCCAUGACGUCCCGGGACAACUACAAGGCGGGCAGCCGGGAAGCCGCCGCCGCCGCGGCCGCUGCCGUGGCUGCCGCCGCCGCCGCCGCCGCCGCGGCCGAGCCGUACCCGGCGCCCGGGGCCAAGCGCAAGUACGCGGAGGACUCGGACCCCGAGCGCAGCGACUUCGAGGAGCAGCAGCUGCAGAAGGAGGAGGAGGCGCGCAAGGUGAAGAGCGGCAUCCGCCAGAUGCGCCUCUUCAGCCAGGACGAGUGCGCCAAGAUCGAGGCCCGCAUCGACGAGGUGGUGUCCCGCGCCGAGAAGGGCCUGUACAACGAGCACACGGUGGACCGGGCCCCGCUGCGCAACAAGUACUUCUUCGGCGAGGGCUACACGUACGGCGCGCAGCUGCAGAAGCGCGGGCCCGGCCAGGAGCGCCUCUACCCGCCGGGCGACGUGGACGAGAUCCCGGAGUGGGUGCACCAGCUGGUGAUCCAGAAGCUGGUGGAGCACCGCGUCAUCCCCGAGGGCUUCGUCAACAGCGCCGUCAUCAACGACUACCAGCCCGGCGGCUGCAUCGUGUCCCACGUGGACCCCAUCCACAUCUUCGAGCGCCCCAUCGUGUCCGUGUCCUUCUUCAGCGACUCGGCGCUCUGCUUCGGCUGCAAGUUCCAGUUCAAGCCGAUCCGGGUGUCGGAGCCGGUGCUUUCCCUGCCGGUGCGCAGGGGGAGCGUGACUGUGCUCAGUGGAUAUGCUGCUGAUGAAAUCACUCACUGCAUACGGCCUCAGGACAUCAAGGAGCGCCGAGCGGUCAUCAUCCUCAGGAAGACAAGAUUAGAUGCGCCCCGGCUGGAAACCAAGUCCUUGAGCAGCUCUGUGUUACCACCCAGCUAUGCUUCAGAUCGCCUGGCAGGAAACAGGGACUCCGCUCUGAAACCCAAGCGGUCCCACCGCAAGGCAGACCCUGACGCUGCCCACAGGCCACGGAUCCUGGAGAUGGACAAGGAGGAGAAUCGGCGCUCCGUGCUCCUGCCCACACACCGUCGGCGGGGGAGCUUCAGCUCGGAGAACUACUGGCGCAAGUCCUCGGAUGCAGUGGAGGACUGCUCGGAGGCGGCGGGCAGCCCUGCCCGGAAGGUGAAGAUGAGGAGGCACUGAGGCCGCCAGCUGUGCCUCCAGGGACUCUGGCUGCUCCUUGCCCGGCUGCCCCUCCUCUUAGUUGGUUUUGUUUUGAGGGUUUUUGUUUUGUUUUUGAUCCUAUAUAUUCUUUUCCUUGGUUUGUUGCCUGUUAAGGCUGAAGAAGGAGAAUUGCCAGGACCUGGGCUCGCACGUUGGCUGCCUUGAUGGGAAGGCUUUGGGCAGCCAAGGGGACAGCGGCUCACACUGCAGCGGCCAGGAGUGGCCUGGGGGCAGCCGU
This is a messenger RNA of Choloepus didactylus (southern two-toed sloth), 2240 nucleotides long. It is a transcript of the gene ALKBH5, whose product is annotated as alkB homolog 5, RNA demethylase. Gene Ontology annotation, biological process: mRNA processing; mRNA export from nucleus. The record is from RefSeq and is a predicted model, not a curated record. Gene Ontology annotation, cellular component: nucleus. Gene Ontology annotation, molecular function: oxidative RNA demethylase activity. Lineage: Eukaryota; Metazoa; Chordata; Mammalia; Pilosa; Megalonychidae.